This is a messenger RNA of Erpetoichthys calabaricus (reedfish), 4500 nucleotides long. Its product is annotated as voltage-dependent L-type calcium channel subunit beta-2-like. Gene Ontology annotation, cellular component: voltage-gated calcium channel complex. Gene Ontology annotation, biological process: chemical synaptic transmission; neuromuscular junction development; calcium ion transmembrane transport. Bases 585 to 2414 code for a protein of 609 amino acids. The record is from RefSeq and is a predicted model, not a curated record. Gene Ontology annotation, molecular function: high voltage-gated calcium channel activity; protein binding. Lineage: Eukaryota; Metazoa; Chordata; Cladistia; Polypteriformes; Polypteridae. The transcript has 13 exons.
UGAUGGAAUUUUCCUUCUAAAUAUUUGCACGAGCCGCUAAUGGCACGGCGCGGCUUUUCGAGAUUGAUGUCUUGCCGGCGUUUUCAGGCCGCUCUUUAAAUGGACGUCCAUUCACGUCCUGGCCGUCGCCGUCGCCACCGCCGCCGCAGCUGAUUAAGGAUGCACGCCGUAGCGCGCACUUGAAGUUCCCCGCCAGCGUCGCCUUUCUCAUUCGCGGUGAACGCGACGACCGUGAUGAGCGGGCACGAACCGCGCAGGUAAAAGGGACACAUCGCCGCCCGCCUCCGGCUCAACCCCGCCACACGCGGUACCCGGGCACGACGGGGCUCCGCAGCCAAGACGAGAGGCACGUCUACUGCAGCGCUCGAGAUGUGGCACGGCUCCGGGGAGACAGCGUUGGCAAGAUGCUAGACGGACUCGAGGAGACGCCGCUACCUGCUCGUCUCGGGACCACCUGCCGCCCACCAGACUAGACCGGAGCCUGGCCGUCCUUUUUCUUUCUCCUCGCUCCAUGCCGGGUGGGCAUGGUCAGCGACUCCAGCAGUCCCUGAGCCGCCAGCCGACAGCACCUUGUUGCGCUCUUGAUGCAGUGCUGUGGCCUGGGGCACCGGCGGAGAGUACGGGUUUCCUACGGAUCGGCGGACUCCUACACUAGCCGUCCAUCUGAUUCAGAUGUUUCUUUGGAGGAAGACAGGGAGGCGGUCCGGAGAGAAGCAGAACGGCAGGCCCAAGCACAGCUGGAAAAAGCAAAGACUAAACCUGUUGCAUUUGCUGUUCGCACAAAUGUCGGCUACAGCGCGGCCCACGAUGACGAUGUCCCUGUCCCCGGUAUGGCUGUUUCGUUUGAAGCAAAAGAUUUCCUUCAUGUCAAAGAGAAAUUUAAUAAUGACUGGUGGAUAGGACGCCUGGUCAAAGAAGGUUGUGAGAUCGGUUUCAUUCCCAGCCCGGUUAAACUGGAGAACAUGAGGAUACAGCACGAGCAGCGGGCCAAGCAAGGCAAAUUCUACUCAAGUAAGUCUGGUGGGAAUUCCUCGUCAAGUUUAGGAGACAUGGUUCCGAGUUCGAGGAAGUCGACUCCUCCGUCAUCGGCAAUUGAUAUAGAUGCCAGUGGCUUAGACGCCGAAGAAAGUGAAAGUCCGGCAAGCCGCUGCUCACCUAAGGGCACUUUAAACAGUGUCACUUCUCCCGUAUCAAAAGAAAAGAGAAUGGCCUUCUUUAAGAAGACUGAACACAUUCCUCCCUAUGAUGUUGUGCCUUCGAUGCGCCCUGUGGUUCUGGUGGGGCCUUCAUUGAAAGGGUAUGAGGUGACAGACAUGAUGCAGAAGGCCCUGUUUGACUUUUUGAAACACAAGUUUGAAGGACGGAUAUCCAUCACACGGGUGACAGCCGACAUCUCGCUUGCCAAACGCUCCGUUUUAAAUAAUCCAAGCAAGCAUGCCAUCAUCGAGCGCUCCAACACCAAGUCCAGUUUAGCUGAAGUACAAAGUGAAAUCGAGCGAAUCUUUGAACUGGCGAGGACUCUGCAACUGGUGAUCCUCGAUGCCGACACCAUCAACCACCCGGCACAACUGGGGAAGACCUCGCUGGCUCCAAUCAUCAUUUACGUGAAGAUUUCUUCUCCAAAGGUCCUGCAGAGGCUGAUCAAAUCCAGAGGGAAAUCACAAGCAAAGCACUUGAAUGUCCAGAUGGUUGCAGCGGACAAACUCGCUCAGUGCCCGCAGGAAAUGUUUGAUGUCAUUUUGGAUGAGAAUCAGCUGGAGGACGCCUGUGAACACCUCGCAGACUACUUGGAAGCUUACUGGAAAGCCACCCACCCGGCUAGCAGUAGCCCCCCAAACCAACUUCUAACCCGCACUCUGGCCACGGCGGCACUGACGGCCAGCCCCGCGGCAGCUUCGGCUCUGCAGGCAUCCCAAUGCGAGCAGAUUGAAAAGCUGGUUUCUGAAAGGACUAAUCCCAGAGAAGAGGAGGAGGCCCACACGGAACCGGCCAAAAAGUCGCAGCACCGCUCCUCCUCCUCCUCCUCCACGACUGCUCAGCAUCACAACCCGCGGGGUGGCACCGGUGGAAAAGGGCUACCGCGCCAGGAGACAUUCGAUUCGGAGACACAGGACAGCAGAGACUCUGCUUACAUUGAACCAAAGGAGGAGUUUUCGGAGGAGCAAGGUGAACAGUACGAGUCCCCCCAUCGAGACCACAAUCACAGGGAGGAGGCGCGUGGCGGCGAGCACAGACACCGCGAGUCACGGCACCGGUCGAAGGAGCAGGAUCGGGAGCAGGACCACAACGAGCGCAACAAACAGCGCAGCCGGCACAAGUCGCGGGACCACUACAGAGAGAGGGAUGGCGAAGUGGUAUCAAAAAAGCGGAGCGACACGGGCGAGUGGAAACGGGAUACCUACAUUCGUCAGUAACUCCUGCAUUACCUGGUCACAAACCGUGGUGCCCUCAUGCACUGGUCACGUCCUUCUGAGGGGGGGCUGGGUGGGGGGUUGUGUGUUUAUGUACCUUGGAUGGCUGAACUUUUUAAGCCCCUCAUUCCGGCGCACGGCUCAGCGCUGUUGCAGGUAAAGCGUCAGAGUCGUGACUUCAGCAGAACUCCUUUUUAAUGAUUCACAAAAAGAAAAGAGAAAAACAAAGAAGUUGUGGUCAAGAUUUGAUGCCACGCUGCCGCGCCACUCGUCACAAUCCACCCACCGGUCGUGUCGACUCAGAUUGGACUCGGCGUCUGAAUGGUUUCUUUUGUUUUCUUAUGAUUUCCAGGUUCUUCGGACAUUUCUCCUUUUUUUGAGAGGAGGACGAUUUUGGUUUUGCAUGCUGAAUAUUUAAGGCUGGUUGUUUUCUCCUUCCUGACCUCCAAUGGCUGUAUGUAGCAUCAGUGGCAUGUGACUCCGUCCUGCCUUACACAACACAGGAAUAGUAGCACUGCCAUUGGGUACCCGUAUCCGCCCGCCAGACUUCUUGAAGCUGCUUUAGAGUGCCAGUCCCGAGGUUUUCCUCAACGGCAGAGGUGUUAAAGAGGCCACAUUCAGUUUUGAGGAGGUGCCCCCUGGCAUGGACCGUGGAAAGCAGUAGCAGUGCCCUUCACAGAGCUUACUACACAAGGCAGUGCCGGGAGUUCAGUUAUAGAAACUUGAUUUAAACUUGCCAUGGUGUCAAAAACCAUGGAAUCAGGAGAAGAAUUGAAACUGAAGUAACCCGCUGUGAGUCGUAACUGGAAAGUCAGGAAACAGAUAUGCGCAUGAAAAACUGCAGUCAAGUAGCGGGGCGCAAAUUCAAAGACCUCCACUGUAAAUACACGAAACCAGAGCCAAGACGAUAAUCUUAACUCGUAGUCAAGAAACAGAGACGAAAUUCGUUAGCUAGAUUGUUGAUACUUUAUGUGGCCCCAAAAGGGGGAACUUCAAAUGUUACAUCAGCUCAAAGACGAGAAUAAAAACCAACAAUGACCCCCCAGACACACAUAAGGAUUUCUGUUCUUGGGUAACACAGAGCUGUGACAGUAAGAUGAGGUCAGACCUGCCCGGUUGUACCACAGGCUUACACCACUUACAUCUGAACAGAGCAGAUCUCGCUCAUAGUGGCCACCAGCAGAACAUCCUGACAGACAUUUGUGUCCUGUCAGCAUUCAGAAUGAUUCAUCAUUGAGAUAUUAGUAGCAGAGAGAUUCGUUUCUGUUGCUUUGUCAGCCACGAUGAUGAUGUGACUUAUCUCCCUGGGCAGGGUCGGGGAUGAAUUCAAUGUCUGCAUCACACAUUUAGUGUUAACUCUCUGUCCCCCUCGUAUUACUGACACAGGCCAGCGAGGAGGGCCCCGCCUGGCUCCCCACUCCUGACGUCACACUUCCCCCUCUCCUCGACCCCCAACCUCUGUCUCAGAUUAGCGUGAUUGUAUCGCUCAUGCAAGUGAACUAGGAUUCUUAGCUCGAUGACAGAAGUUGCAAAAUCAACCGGAAUGUUCUAGAAAAUUCUAGAGAAAAAAAAAAACCCCGAUCUGAAUCCGUUACUUAGUUCUCUCAUGAAAAGCGGACAGACGUACAGACGUUGGAUUUUAUAAAUAGAGCGAUUGUACCGAGUUCCCUUUGUCACCAUUGCUCCCUCACUUAGAUCUCCGGUCCUCCUCCUGCUUUGUCCAUUCAGUCUGCUGAAACACAUCCAGCAUCACAAGAGCAUCGGAAAUAAGAGGCGUAAGUCAGAUCUCUGCAGUACCCAAAAUGUCACUGUACCUGGGCACGCUGUGACUCGCCGUGACACAAAGAAAUCAGACAUUUCUCAUUAUGUGGAGUGACCCCAGGUCGGAAUCCUUCUCCAUUUUCCUUUGAUGCUCACUCUGGAUCUUCGCCCUUUCCAUCUCCUCUGAUAAGAGGUAACUUGAGCCGCACUGAUCACGAGUUCAGGAAUAUUUCAUAAGUUCCACUUCACGUUCCUCAGAGUCUCCUACAUUCUCCGAUACUGUAGACGUAAGGUAGCCUUUAGAUCCUAUGCUCAUCUCUGAAGUUCA